UAUUUCCUCAAAAAUAAAUGAUUUAGAUAUUUCCAAAGUCAAAAUUAUGUCAAAUCAAGAUAUAGAUUGCAGAAAGAAUCAAGAUUUCUUGAAAAAUGAACAUUUAAACUCUUUUAAUAAUUCAAAUAUAUCUGAAAAAAAAAAUACACAAAUCGUUAAUUUAGAAGCACAUUCUGAAGAAGAUAUUGAAUAUUUAUUAGAGAAAGCUCAAGAGAAUCUUGAAAGACUUUCAAAAGAAGUACCUGUUUCUGAAAAAACAAAAGAUUUUAAAGAUAUUCGAAAUAGUAUUACUGCAUUAUCAAAUCAUCAAAAUAUUGAACCUAAAUAUAUAUCAACAGUUGGAAAUGUUAGUUCAUUAAAUUCACUGGUUUUUGAAAAAAGUUAUAAAGUGAUCUAUGAUGAUGUAAAUCAUGUAAUUGAGCAUGAGGAAUUAUUAAGUAGAAAAGAAAAACGUAAGAAACAGGAAGAAACAGCAGGAAAAGAUUGGUUUUAUAUGCCUAAACCUGAAUUGACGCAAUCUUUAAAAACACAAUUGCAAAUAUUAAAAAUAAGGAAUGUUCUAGAUCCAAAGAGACAUUAUAAAAAAGAUAAUUCUAAAAAACCUCCAAAAUACUUUCAAAUAGGAACAACAAUUGAUGAUGUUUUAAAUACACCUAUGGAGGAUUUUUCUAAGAAGAAAACUAAUUCCAUUUUGGAUGAAAUUUUAGAAGAUCAGGAUAAACGGCAAUAUUUUAAGAGGAAAUAUCAAGAAAUUCAAGAAAUUAAAACAUCAGGUAAAAAGGCUUAUUAUAAGAAACUAAAAGAAAGGAGAAAACCUUUUUUUUAAUAAAUUUAUUCAUAAUAUUUGGACAAAUAUAAACUCAAAUUUUAAAAUCACAAA
Molecule: messenger RNA, 880 nt
Organism: Pneumocystis carinii B80
Lineage: Eukaryota; Fungi; Ascomycota; Pneumocystomycetes; Pneumocystales; Pneumocystaceae
Exons: 3
Coding region: 47-826 (259 amino acids)
Biological process (GO): RNA processing
Cellular component (GO): nucleolus
Molecular function (GO): RNA binding
Source: RefSeq, a predicted model, not a curated record